Messenger RNA from Anisakis simplex (herring worm), 321 nucleotides. Lineage: Eukaryota; Metazoa; Nematoda; Chromadorea; Rhabditida; Anisakidae. The record is from the annotation of a GenBank genome assembly.
AUGCAACAGAAAAAAAAUGGUUUAAAAGAUGAGCAAUUAUUGAUACCUGGAUCAUCUCUCAAUAAACAUUUCAAGUUAAAAGCCCCGAUCAGUGCGGGUGGUUUCGGACAGGUUUAUUCUGGUGUCAACGUCAACAACGGCUAUCCAGUGGCAGUAAAAGCUGAAUCAAUCAAUGCCAAGAUUGGUCUGUUACGGAUUGAAGCAUUUUGCUUGGAAACGUUGAAUCGUUCCAUACGACAACUUUACCGAAAACCUCCAAAGGAACCAAUUCCCAAUUAUUAUGGGUAUGGUGAAACACGUAAUGUUCGAUAUAUGGUAAGA